Messenger RNA from Nasonia vitripennis (jewel wasp), 9625 nucleotides. RefSeq names its product protein held out wings (gene how). Gene Ontology annotation, molecular function: mRNA binding. Lineage: Eukaryota; Metazoa; Arthropoda; Insecta; Hymenoptera; Pteromalidae. Gene Ontology annotation, cellular component: nucleus. The coding region runs from base 710 to 1735 and encodes 341 amino acids. The record is from RefSeq and is a predicted model, not a curated record. The transcript is spliced from 7 exons. Gene Ontology annotation, biological process: regulation of mRNA splicing, via spliceosome.
CGGGCAGGAGAGCGAGCGAGAACGGCGAUCAGGUUUAUCUCUCCGUCUCUCUCUCUCUCUCUCGGGGCGUUUUUCCCGAGAGCACUGCGGGCGGCCCGCACUGCAGACACGCGGCGCAGUUGAGCCGAGGCUUCCGCAGCGCGAGGACCGAUCGUAAACGCAUCGCCUGCAGUGUGUGAAUAUAUAUAUAUAUAUAUAAAACAGAGAGUGAGAGAGAGAGAGAUAGCGAGAGAUCGAGACUGUACAGUGGACACACACGUACUUAUAUACACAAACGCUCUCACCUCUCCCGGGUUGCUCGACCUGCAUCCGGUCGUUCGCUCUUCUCUCGCGCACAUAUCCGCGCAGAUCCUAACCUCGAAUCGCGCGGACAGAGAGAAAGAGAGAAAAGGACGCACAGAUCGCGAGUGUACCAAGAGGACACGUAGAGAGGAUCGUGCUUCGCACACAUACACACAAGCUCUCGGAUCGAGAAGUAGCAGUCGUGCGCGAGUCAGUCCUCAUGCAGUUUCACGCGCGGACGAUCGGUAAUCGAGGUUAGGAAGUCAGCGAAGAAUUCCUCGUCGGCCUCUCGCACUCUGCUCAGAGGAGCGAGCAGUCCCUGCAUCACAGCUGUAUACACACGAGUCCUAGUGCUGCUGGUGGAGAGGAGUCGCGAGGGACAAGAGUAUAAAGUUCAAAAGCCAGGAGAUCAACGCAAACCUUCGCAAUGUGCGAUAACACCAACUCGACGACGCAGAGCAUAGCGGACUACCUGUCGCAGCUGCUGAAAGACAGGAAGCAGCUCGCGGCCUUCCCCAACGUCUUCAUACACGUCGAGCGUCUCCUCGAUGAAGAAAUCGCCAAAGUCAGAGCGAGCCUCUUCCAAAUCAGCGGCGUGAAAAAGGACCCGCUCAUCCUUCCAGAAGCCGAGGGAGAAGUCACGACACUCACAGAAAAAGUCUACGUACCUGUCAAAGAGCACCCAGACUUCAACUUCGUGGGAAGGAUUUUGGGACCCCGUGGAAUGACGGCGAAACAGCUCGAACAGGAGACCGGCUGCAAAAUCAUGGUCCGAGGCAAGGGCUCGAUGAGGGACAAAAAGAAGGAGGAGCAGAACAGAGGAAAGCCAAACUGGGAGCACCUGACGGACGAGCUCCACGUGCUGCUGACAGUCGAGGACACGGAGAACCGAGCCACCCUCAAGCUCGCCCGAGCUGUCGAGGAAGUGAAGAAGCUCCUCGUGCCCGUGCAAGCCGACGGCGAGGACGAGCUGAAGAAGAGGCAGCUGAUGGAGCUGGCCAUCAUCAACGGAACCUACAGGGACUCCAACACCAAAGUCGCCGCGGCCACAGCCUUCGACAUUGCAGCCUGCGACGAGGAGUGGAGGCGCGUGGCAGCCGCCGCAGCCGAGAGCCAGCGUCUCCUUCCCGGCCUCGGACAGCCCAUGAGGGCCCAGAACGCGCCUCUCGGAGCUCCGCUGAUCCUGUCGCCCAGGAUAUCCGUGCCGACGACCGCCGCCUCGCUGCUCAACGGCUCCGGCCCACCGGGCUCUCUCCUCUCAGCCGGUGACCCCCACGGACUCAUCUACGCGCCGUACGCCGACUACGCCAACUACGCGGCUCUGGCCAGCUCGCCCUUGCUCACCGAGUACGCCACGGCUGACCAUUCUGGUGCGGCGGCCGCUGCGAAGCAGCGCAGGCACUUAGGCCAGAUACGAGAGCACCCUUAUCAGAGGGCUGGCGCUCUCUCGUGAAUGAGCCACCGCGGGGGACACGUGUGAACGCGCCCCGGUAGCUCCUUUUUUUAAAAGGUCUUUACCGGGGGCAAUGCGCGCUGCCCGCGGGAAAGGUUAGUCUCUUAUUCAUUUGCAAUAUCAUUAUUUUUUUAUACAUAUAAUAUUAUUUAUCAUACCCACAUAUACACGUCAUAUGUCUCUGUGUAUUGCCAUGCGAGGCUCGAGGGUUUGCGCGAGAUUCUCGUUGAGGAUACGGAUGCAAGCCCUCGAUCGUCGCGCUAUGAUAAUUAUUAUAUUACUAUAUUGAAUUUAUUAUGACUUUCUCUUUAUUUUUUACACAGAUUAUUUAUUGUACGUUUUCGUCCAUUUGGAUUUUUAUUUCAAUUUUUUUUUUCUAAGUCUGUUGUACAAUUUUCUUCGUGUACACACGAGUUGCGUUUUUGUAUACAUUACCAUACGUACAUAGAUAUUGCCCUCAGACAUUAUUUUUCUCUGUUUAUUUUUUGUCGUUAAGUAUACGCGACGUACGGCAUUCCCGACUCAGGGAAUUCUUUUCGAAAACGUUGUGUUGUAAAAGAAUUUUCGGUCAUAAAACAAAAUAAGUAUCUUACUUUCAAAAGUUUAAAUUUAUCUAAAAAAGGGAGAAUGUCGUGCGUCGAACGUAGUUUUGUGUACCUGACGCCGCAUCGAUCGCAAUGAUUCGGUGAUUUUUAUUAUCGCCGAUUAUUUCGAGAUUUUUAAACGGAGAGAUAUAUGAGAAAUACAUUGUUGAAUUUUUGAUGCGCAAACGGCACUGUUGCCCCUCACUUGAUUUUAGCAAAUUUCCGCGAUUCGUUACAGACACAGUAAAUAAAUCGAUUAAAAAAAAUUAUUUUGUUCAUACUUGUUAGGAUCAGUAAAAUCAUGCGCGUCAUGAUUGGGUGCGCACCUCCCCAUAUUACACGUAUUUGUUAUUUUUAUUUCUUUUUUUUUCACUUUUAUACACAUAUGCGUCAUGUCAUAGAAAAAUUCUUUUACAAUAAGAACGUUCUGAAUACCAGAACCAAGACAAAAUGCCAAGGUGAGUCAGGGGCAGCGUGUUGUCAACGCGCGCGUAUAUCGAUCCCCCAUUAAAGAGAACAUAAUAGAGUAUGUAAAAAAGAAAGAAUAAAGAGAAAACAAAAGUAAGACGGUUAUAUAUACAUGAUAUAUACAAAUUUUAUCACAAGUUAGAGGACGACGCUCAUGGUGACUUUGGUGCUUACGUGUCAGUAUCUAUAUAUAUUUAUUACAUAUGUAUUUCAUUUUUUUUCUCUCUACUUCCAGGACAUUGUAUUUUGCAUUUUUUUUAGAUGAAAAAAAAACCAGUAAAAUAGAAACAAAAGUAAUAAAAUUUUUAUAUAGAUUGUCGUCACACUUGUAGGCUCUCUUUUUAGUUUGUCGUAUAUUAUACAACUACACCUCUCCCCCUCUCGAAAAAGUAUAAAGAGAAAUAUUUUUUUUCUUGGCAACUUGUGCCUGUGGAACACUUAUUUUAUUUUUAUUUAUACAGAUACGUAAAGAAUAUUUAUAUAUAUACGUAAACGUUAUUAUAUUAUACAUAUAUGUUAGAAACAUGGAAAAAUUACGUCGUCGUUGAAUUUCCAUUCAAAUUUAUUUGUAUAUAGAUUGAUUAUGCGCCUACCAGUUAUACACGUAUAAAGAUAUAAAAAAAAGACGAAAAAUAAACUAUUUAUAUGAAAAAAAAGUACAAAAAUCAUUAAGAAACUCUUGUUCAUUUAUUUCUUGACUUCUCGCCUUCGAGAAAAAAAGAGAAAAAAGGAAGCAGGGGUGGCACGCGUCGCGAAGUGAAAUUGAUCUGAUGAUGAUGAAAUUAGCUUCUUUGAGAAACGAAGAAUCGUCGUGUUAUCGAACGCGCCAAAGCUUCUCGCGAUAAAUCUUGCUCGAAAUGCCGUCCAACCUUUUGCAUAUUAAUAAUAUACUUCAUUAAUUAAUUUAUUAAUCAAUUUCACUGAGGAAAGGUUCACGUUUGAUUUUUUUCUUAACAAAAUAAUUUCGUUCUGUAACCAACAUGUUAACACUUGAAUCACUAUCAAAAUUUUAUCAUGUGUAUAGAGAUGUAGAUAUUGUUUAUAGAUUGCACUGUAAUGGAUUAACAAAAGGAUUGCUGGAAAAAGAUAACUUUUAAAAAUUACUCAAAUCGAAUCACGAGUCGCAAAAGUAUACAGAAAUGGAACUGUAAGUGGUAUCGGAAGAAACGAAAUUGUCUUGUAUAGAAAACAAUUGGUACUGGAAUCUCCUCGAGUUUACUAACAAAAAAAAACUGCAAAUUGACAUAACGAAUUAUCUCUUACGGAUUGCAUUAUUACCUCUAUUUACAUAUACAAUACACAAUGCAAUAAUUUGUAUACAAAUAACUUAAAAAAAAACUUCAAUGAUAUCUCUUAUUAAUUAUUCUCGAUUAAUCAUAUUAGACGCAAUUUUCAUCCAUCUUCAUAGAUCCGCACAGCAACAACACCAUUUUUUAAUUUAAUUAUAACUAACAAAAAAUGCUCCACAUGGCCAAGUUGACACUAACUUUGAUUAAUUUUUUUACUCUCACUCGCGGACAGCUUUCGCGCGCAUGCAUUAUAUUUUAUACACAGUUAUAUACACACGAUAGAUAUGUAUCUCUUCAUUCCUAUAAGUUUUCUCAAUCGACUUACGCAUUAACCACGUAAAUGUAUAUAAUGCUCGUGCGCAACUUAUCUCUUUCUAUAUAUUAAUUUUCUCAAAUUUUUGAUAAAAGGAAUUGUAAAAUAAUUUGAUUCGCCACUUUUUCGAUACUUAAUAAUUCAAACUCGUAUAUGUGUAACGAUGCUUCUGACAUGCCUGGAAAAUACUUCUACUUUAUGACGUUUAUAAUUGACAGAUCCAAGUUGAUACAUUACAAAACUAAAAAAAAACGACUUAUGAGCCUCUUUGACACACCCGCUUGCUGGGGCAUUUUAAUGACAUUUAAUAUUAAUCAGUAAAUCGAUACAAUAAUAUCUGUACGUUUAAUUUCUUGAAGAAACGCACAAUCGCUAGGAACAUGAGAUUAUUAAAAAUUAACAAAAUACGUACAGGCACCUGUGAGGUCUUCUGGUGGCUGGUGUGCACCCAAGCUGCGCCGGAAAUUUUAUCCGGAACGCGAAUAAUAAUAAUAACUUGUUUCUCAUAUUUUCUUUCACUUUCGUUAAAUAAUAACAUUAAUACAUGUUUUUUGUUCACUCUCUAUCGUCAAUGUUGAACUUGUACUUAUAUACCGAGAUCGAUGCUUUUUUUGUUCACUCCUUUUACAUAAGUAACAGUUCGAAAUAACGAAUAAUAAUUUUUGUUUGCAAUAAAUUAACGAAAUAUUCAUCGGACUAUACAGCGAAUAUAUUUAAUCCACUAAAUCGUACCAUUAUUUUAAUAUACCAGAUUUACUAAUUAUUUUUCAGCAUAUAGAUCUACACUGUAAUGGUUUGAUCUGCAUUAUUUCUAGAUUAUCAAUAGAACCGGUAGCUUAUAAAAUUUUAUAUUUUUGCGGGGAGGGUACACGAGCCACAUUUGUGUUUCUAAUUUUCAAAUAAUAAACAGUAAAGCAUAAAUAAUAACGUGAACGAAAAAAGUGAGAGUAAUCACAAUAUCUCCUCGUUAACAAAAAUUAAGGCGCAGGUGUUUUUAAUUUGUUAAUAUAUAUAUAAAUAAUAUUUUUUCAUCAUUAUUACUAUAUAUUUACGAACUUUCACUAGUCAAUAACAAUAUCGUUUUACGUAUGUGAUGAUUCAAACGCUUCAGACUAAUCAUUGUUAUACUUACAUUCAACAUUUCUCUCGAUGAAAAAAGAAAAGUUAUAAGUUAGUGCAAAGCGACGCCCAAUACGUAAAGCAGAAUCAUUAAUAAUAAUCUAUAACAAAUGUAACAUCGUGUAGAUCGAGAACUAACAUUGAAUCGUUUAUUGUACAAAAAAUUUUAAUUAUCUGUAAUUAAUGGCAUAGUGUGCUUCUUUAGAUAAAAAUCUAGACUUAUAACUUGAACAAUUUUUUAAUACAAUGUUUAACGAAAUCUAGAGCAUCGCUUUGCACUGUGUAACAAAUAUUUAAGAUACAUCAAGUACGAAUUCUCAUUGCUCUCACGAUCGAUGUACGAAUUAAUAACUAAUGCUUAUCACAUUCAUAAUAGAUUUUUCUCUUGAAAUUUGAAAAUUUUCAACAAACUUAAGUAGACGUGAACAAGAAAGCAAUGAUCAAUUCGCAAUCUUACGAUCAAUCGAUGUAAAAAAACUUCACGCAAAGCAAUAUCUCAGUAUCACUGAUCAAGUCCAAAAUUUUCUACGCUUGCAAAACCUCAGUGUCAAUUCUAAUAAUAAUUUUCCCGUUCACAAUAACCACGCAUAUUAUGGUUCCAUCUUUUGAAAAGCUGCCGAACUUUUUUUACAUCCAUAUAGUCGAAAAUGAAAAGAAAAAUCAUUAAAAUUAAUAAUUCGAAAAAUCGAGAGACAAUAAUCACUAACCAAACUGUUUUCUUUUUUCUUUCUUGUUAACCCUGGUUGCCCAUGGCCUGUAGGCUUGCGGAGUGCUAACAAUGGAAAAUCCACACUCGUCCCGUGCUAACACCUGGAUUUAUGGACACACGCAGAGCAUCCGCCGCGCGUUCGAUCGCGACCACUUCUCACUCUCUCACUUUUUCUCUCUCUUAUUAUUAUUAUUAUUGUUGUUGUUGUCAGAGAAAAAAAAUAAUGAAAUCGUGCGCAGAUUAUGAUGCGCGCACAUCUCGACGUGUAUACAAGGGACAGUCUCGCCGACUGCGUUCUCACCACCUUCACUUUCUUUCUUUUUUUUAAACUCCUAACGUACCUUUUUCCUUUGAAGCUGGUAAGAAUACGAGAUUUUUUAGAUUUUUUACGGGCUCAUGAUUGUAUCAUGGAUGUUUUAUUUGUGAGCUGUAGAAUUUUUGAAAUCAUGUUUUUUUAAUUUUUUUAAUAGACUGAAUAGAUUUUUUUAUAGAAUCUGUCGCAACUGGUAACUCGUUUAUUUUUGCCAGCUUUUUUUCGUACCAGUCUUCCACUCGAUAAAUACGAUCAUCGCUGCUUGUAAUGAAAGCGUCAUUCUUACGAAGAACCGAUUCUCAUUACACCCAGACAUGAUACGUCGACCGAAAAUCCCAUCCUUGAAAUCCUACAAUGGCAUUGUAUAAGGUGCACAAUAUCAAUUAGCAUUGAAAUAUCGGCUGAAAAAAAACGGAAAUUUGGACAUGAAGGCCGGCGAGAAGGUUCGCUAGAAGAGCGAAAAAUAACUCAAGAGGAGGAAUCUCAGUGUACUUAUCUCAAGAAGCGAGCGAUGCGAAAAAAAUUUUAAGAGAGAGAGAGAAAAAACGACGACAUAGAGAAGUCUCAUCGAUAAUAAUCAUUAAUAUUUAGCUUCUAUAUACCCCGAGGAGGACUUCGUCGAGCGAGAAGAUUGCUCUCCUGCCUCUCGAGAGAUCUUCGCGCGAUAUUUUUGUAAAAAAAAUAUAUAUUAUUAAUAUACGCAGAAUCAUUGUAAGCAAUCAAUUUUCAAUAGCCUUAAGUCGAGAGACGAGCAAGACGCGAGGAUAUAUUAUAACGUAGCUUAAAGAGGUCGUAAAUCUAUUAUAUAUUGUUAUGUACGAACAACUUUUCACCGAGUGUGAGGAAAAAUCAAGCAGAGAGUUUAUAUACAGAAAUAUAUAUGUAUAGUUAUAUAUUUGAAACGUUAUAGCCGAUGAAACCGCUCUAAGAGAUUGUUCGAUUUACUUAAAGACAUAGCGAGAGAGAUGUAGAGGAAGAAAAUGAAAGAAAAUUCGGAGUAAAAACAGGCGAUCUAGAAGUAGUCCGCGUCGUCAACGAUGCGCGAUCACACGCACACAUUAUUAUUAUUAUUAUUAUUAUGUAUUUCUUUUGUUAUUUAACUUUCAGGCCUGCCAUACGAUAUAAUUGUAAGGACAAACGUAGCUAUUUUAUGUUGAAAAACACUUUACACGGAUAUAUAAAUGUUAGUUGCUCCCGAGCGUCGACGACUGUCCCGAAGAGAAAGGAUUUAUCAUAUAUACUAUACUACAUUAUUAUUACUAUUAUACGAUUAUUAUUAUAUCAUUGAUGUCGUGUGUAAGAUUUAUUUUAUCACGAGUAGCUCGUUAGAUCUUAAAUCAUAAGCUAUUGCUAUUGUGCAGAAAUUCGUAGGUUUCUUUUUCAUUUUGCUGUUCAGCCAGGAGAUUAUUUUUUCUUUUAAACCAAGUUUUUUUUUUGUUUUAUGGGAGUAGAGUUUGCUAAAAUAUAUUAAACUUUUGACUUUUAAUGUUUGUAAUUAUUUUGUUAUGACUAAACAAAAUUGUUGAAAUCUCCGUUGGGUUUGUCAAAUGCACACGAAAUUAAAAUCUACGCACGAAUCAGCCUUUGUACAUAAUAUUUACCGAGAGUGAUUUGCAAUCUACUUAAGUCCUCACAUAUUCGUCUCGGGAAUAGUCCUGACACUAAGUCCGUUUCAUUAUUUGUAUUAUUGAACAUUGUACGUUACGUUACUAAAUCAGUGGCGCGAUAUUAUUUUUUGUUUUCUCAUCUGAGUAAACUUUAAAUAUUGAGAAUUUUUUUAAAUUACAUAAUCCGUCUAUCGACUAGAGAGUAUAUAAAAUUAUAUGAAAUUUGUUAAUCUAGUACUCGAGUUUAAUUAAUUAAUUCAAAUCAUCUUAUAUUAAUUCAAAAGUUAAAACGAUCAGUUGCAAUAUUUAUCAUAAAUACUUGUUUGUAUAGUCUUCUUAUUCUCCUCUCAAAAAUUUACUCGUAUAUUUUAUAAUUUUCAUAUUUUAUCGUUAAUGUUGGCACGUGCCUCGGUUCUCGUGCAGGAUAAUGUGGCAAUAAACAAAUAUAACUCUAUUCAACCCCUUAUUAAUAAUUAUUACUUCUAUUAAUAUAGAUAUGUAUCUUAUAAAGAAGGGCAGCGAUGCAAAUCAUAAAUAAUAUUAAUUUUUUUCUAAGUUUAUCACGUGCGACGCGAAAGUAAAAGAAAAUCUCUAGAAGAUCUGAUUACGUUAUAUUUUGUAGAGUAAACAAAAAAAGUAAGAAAAUUGAUUAGCGUACUUUGUGUGUUAAUAUCGAGAGUUUAUUUAUAGUUUUUUUGCGAUUAUGAAACAUUAAAAAAAUUAUAUUUAGAUAAAAUACAUAAUUAUUGUACCCAGAAAUUGUAUGAAAGAUUAUGUAUGUAAAAUCGUGCAAACGAAUUUACAAGAAUAGACACCUUCAAUUUUUUUGAAUGGAAGCAAUAAUAAUGAAUUCGAUCGUUCUUCUCUUCCAAACUGUAGGGAAAACGAAGUUAAACCGUCGCUCUGACAAUAAAUAGAAAUAUAUAAAUUCUAUAAUUUACGAAUCAUUAUUUUGUGUCGACUUAAUUAGGAAUGUGAUGUGAUGUGCGUAACUGUAUAAUUCAUUAUUCGAACGCGGAAUCUCAUUUUCGCGGACUGUUUUUUUUUCUUUCGAAUCUUUGCGCCAGUCGACAGUUCGACACAAACACAAGUGAAUUGCGCGCGAUUUUGAAUCAUGUGCCUUACAUUAUAUAUACAUGUGUUUCGAUUCGUUUUCUUUCUUGUUGUGAUGGUUGAUUUUAUCUGAGAAAAUUUUGGAAAAAGAAAAAUACUUUAUUCGCCAAAGGGAGGAAAAAUGUCAAAGAAAAUGUAAUAGAGGAUGAAGACGAUGGUGCAAUUUUCUUUUCUGUCGUGUAAUGCAACACUUGCAAUUUUUUGUUUCCCUUUUUUUAAUUAUUAUUUUGAGAUCUGCGUAAAGUAAGAGACCGAUCUACACUAUAACGCGCAAACGUUAAAAAAGUGAGGCAUAUUUUUAUUACUUAUAUAAACUGUUAUGAUGAGCGUUAAACAGUUAUAGCAGCACUCGAAUAAAGUAAAUGUCACAAAAUA